Messenger RNA from Gregarina niphandrodes, 369 nucleotides. RefSeq names its product AAA domain protein. Lineage: Eukaryota; Apicomplexa; Conoidasida; Eugregarinorida; Gregarinidae. Gene Ontology annotation, cellular component: Rad51C-XRCC3 complex; replication fork; Rad51B-Rad51C-Rad51D-XRCC2 complex. Gene Ontology annotation, biological process: reciprocal meiotic recombination; meiotic DNA recombinase assembly. Gene Ontology annotation, molecular function: crossover junction DNA endonuclease activity; four-way junction DNA binding. The transcript is spliced from 2 exons. The record is from RefSeq and is a predicted model, not a curated record. Bases 1 to 369 code for a protein of 122 amino acids.
AUGACCCUUAAAGGAUUAUUCAACGCAAUUCAAUACACUCUCAACAACUGCAAACCAGAUCAGCCUACUGUAAGAUGCAUCCAACCGAAGAUCGAUUUUGGAAGCAGGCAACUUAAUGGUCUGUUUGGUUGUGUUGACGAAAAUGGGUUUUGCACGCCAGAUCACGGUAUCACGGAGAUCGUGGGUGAUCCGGGAUCGGGCAAGUCUCAAUUACUCAUGAACCUCGCCGCUUCUAUACUUUCAUGCAACCCCGAUGUGUCGGUCUUGUAUAUUGAUACUGAGAAUUGCAUAACGAGAAUGCGGAUUCAAGAAAUGAUGACUCAACCCUUAGCUAAGCACCAUCGAUCAGGCUUAGACGAUCUGGCUUAG